Molecule: messenger RNA, 1874 nt
Organism: Clupea harengus (Atlantic herring)
Lineage: Eukaryota; Metazoa; Chordata; Actinopteri; Clupeiformes; Clupeidae
Gene: cyyr1
Product: cysteine and tyrosine rich 1
Source: RefSeq, a predicted model, not a curated record
GGUGGUGGUGAUGAUGAUGAAGAUGAAAAGGACAGUGCAUUACGAAUCCAUGAUGGAGGACAUGGAGAUAUUCUAAAAGGAUUCGUGACAUGUGCUGUUGGAGUGUGACAAAAAUAUUCUCUAAGUGACGGUGUGUUCAAAGGAAAAGAACAAUAAAGUCGAGAGGAAAGACAUGUCGUCUUGAGGGCAGGCACAAUUGGGUGCCUGCUUUUAUCUCGGGAAUGAUCGUGAGGCCAUCCACUGUGGCUAAGCUUACUUUCAGCAGUUGCCCAUAACCGGUACUUCAAUGGUGUCGUGACAGGGGGAGGACAAAUAUUUAUUUAUUUAUUUUCCAGCGGGCUAUAAACACAAGGCUUCAUGGUGGCGUCCCAGCUACUAUAGGAGUCCUGAGAGGAUACAUUCGGGGGGAGGGGAGAUACUGAAAGAAAAAUAGAGAAGGGAAGAAGGGAAAACAAAGAGGAAGAAGUAAAGGCAACGCAUUUAGGAGGAGGGAACACGUGGAAUAUAGGAGACUGCGUUUGCGCCGUUUCUAAAGAGAGGAGACAACUCAGCCAGUAAGGCAGCUCCAUAAUGUUUUUAAUUUGACUAGACUAGACCUAAUUUAAGUUUUCGCGUUUUACUCAUAUGGACUUAUUGCUGCUGAACAUUACCAACUAGCUACUCUAAACUCUGUGAGAUUUGUGGGCAAAAAAGAGACAAAAGACAUGGAAAAUUCUGCAUCCAGGAGGGGACAAACGAAGUUCUUCAGAGAGUCAUUGUUGCUUUGCUUGUUUGCCGGGCGAGGCCAAGCACAGUGUGAUGGCUGUUUGGAGUACUGCUGUGAUGGCGUGCCUCCUUUCUGCUGUUCCUACUACGCCUACGUGGGUGAUGUCCUCUCGGGGACGGCAAUAUCCGGCAUUGUUUUUGGCGUGGUGUUUCUGAUGGGGGCGGUCGCGGCAGGCUUUCUGUUUGUGUGCAUGUGUGUGAAGAACGGUCGAGGGGCCCGCGUUGGAGUCUUCAGCACGUCCUACAUCAACACGGUGUCCCAGGGAUAUCCAGGUCCUCCUCCCCCCUACACCUACGACUACGACUACGAGAUGUACCCUACCGAUCUCCGCCUGCCACCAUACACGCCCACCCCCCCGUCCAGGGGCGCAAAUUACUCACCCCCUCCCCCGUAUCCAGGCUACACCCGGAAGUGAGCCGUUAUCUGGAUCUGUCGGCGCAGCCUUCGCUCUUCAUCAUGGGGGGAGGUUAGACGGCCUCCCAGUGCGGGAGCCUGUAUGGUAUCGUCAGGCCGCAAACUAACACAAAAGAGCUGGAGGACCUUUCGCCAAAGUGUAUGAACUGCCCAGUUCUUUUCUGGUUUAGACCACUGAUGCUGAGCCAUCUGACUGGUUGGACACGGUUGGAUCAGUCCAAGUGGUCCUCAAAGCCAUGAGGGAAACAGAAGUUGUUGUUGCCUGCACAGAGAAUAUGGGGCUUUCUCAGAGGACAAUUGUGAGCACAUUAAGUAUAGAAAUGCGUCUGUGUUGUUGCCCGAAAGGACAUGACUGUAAACUAUAUUUGAAUGACAGUGGGUCAAAGAGAACAUAAAUUAAAGAAGUGGACAGAAAAGGGCCGAGCAUAGACUGAAUUCAUCGGACAUCAUCCAACUGAAACUUGAAGAAAACCUAAGGAUAACUUGACUCUGAGAUGGGAAUACGAUUCUUCUGCAUCUUGUAUGCUGUUAUGUAUCAGUGAUGUAUUUUCCCAUUCUAGCUUUUGGUAUGUUUUUUCUUCAUGUUAUGAAAUGUAAUGUCAUAAAAAGUUUUAAUGUGAUACGCUGAGAUUUGACAAAUGCAGAUCACAGUUGUGUUUGACAUAGUAAAUCUUGUGGGCGUAUCUAAUAAAUG